This is a messenger RNA of Saxophila tyrrhenica, 1551 nucleotides long. RefSeq lists its product as uncharacterized. NCBI's taxonomy places the organism in Eukaryota, Fungi, Ascomycota, Dothideomycetes, Mycosphaerellales, Extremaceae. The transcript has 2 exons. Bases 1 to 1551 code for a protein of 516 amino acids. The record is from RefSeq and is a predicted model, not a curated record.
AUGGCAUUCGAUCGACAACUUCUAUUCCUUGCAUUCAUGUUCGGAGCAAGACAGGUCGCAGGUCUGCCUUUAUCCGCCGCGAAGGAACUUGCUCCUGGCAUCCCCGCCGUCGUCUCGUCCGCACCGUCUGAUCUCGACGGACUCAUUCAGUUUACGCAACCCCGGUCGUCGUAUGAUGGAGAGACGGCGUGGUGGUCAGCAGAAGAUCACGCCAACAGCAUCAAGCACCCGGUGGAGCCAGAUAAAAAUGGCGAUUCAGCCUCCAGCACAGCCUUGCCAAGGUCUGAGAAACCGGACCCCAAGGGCCCAUCAUCCUCACCAACUUCGGUAAAGCAGCAUGGCGCGGUGCGAGCCAGAUCCUUGUCCCACGCCACGCGGUCGUUGUCCAACUCGACUUCUUCGCGACUUCAUUCUUCGUCAGAUGGCAAGAUCAAUUCCUCUUCAUCGCUAUACGCCAGUAGCAGCAGUAGCGCGAUGGCGAGCAGCCUCUCAGCAUCCUCAGCAUUGGCGAGCUCGUCUGCAGACUUUCUAGGUCUGGCCAGCUCGUCGAGCUCACAGUUCGUGGACUCCUCGUCUUUCAGCAGCGGGUUCCUCUCCACAUCUGUCUCCGUGAGCGCGUCAGCAUCGCCCGCGACGACGACUGGAGAUGCGCUGGACGUGCUCGAGUCUGCUCUCCAGACUGCCGUACCAAGCAGUCUACGAGCUCCGCUGGAAUCAAUCUUUGGACCAGGACUUUUCCCCGACUCCUCUUCAGAAACACCCACAACAACAACACGGCAGACUAGAACAGACAGAACGUCACAAACUACCGACGCAACAUCACGAACAACAGACCACCGCCGACCUACAGAUCGUCCACGCCCAACAGACGAACCGACGAGAAGACCACACAACAGACCUCCCCCUCCACCCACAACCCGCUCAACAUCCAGCCCAACAACCACCCCGACCUCCCUCCCAACAACCCUCUCCACGUCCACCACCCCCUCCACGACCUCAACGCCUAAUGUGAGCCCAGCCUUCGACCCUACCGACCCCACCGAUCCCCGAAACCCCGCCAACCUCGGCGCCAAUCCCAUCGAAUCCGCCUCCGUAAUCGGCAUUGCGACCGGCCUCAGCGCCUCCGCCGUCCUCGUCGGUCUGGGAGGCAUCUUCCUUUGGCGCCGCAAGUCGCAAGGCAAGCCCAUGUUCCGACGCAGCAUGUCUCAAAACCCCGCCGGAGGCCCAUACCCACAAGUCGCGUGGCUCUACGACCCCGUCGUCUCGCGUCCAGGGUCUCCAGAGCAAGGACAAGGAGGGCAUAUGCGAGGCGAGAGCGGAGCAAAUCUCGUGCCAGCUGCCGCGGCGCCAGCGGGAAGGGAGAGGAGCGGGAGCGAGGUGGCUGAACAGAGUCCGAGUUUGAGGCCCGUGAGGCCUAGUAGUCCACUUUUGAUGCCGGAGAUUCGGAUUGAGGACGACGGGGGCGUGUAUAGAGGACGGGGAGAGAGUGGGAGUUAUGAUAAUUGGCGGGCGGCGAGUAGGGGGAUGAGGGAUGAUGAUCAGGGGGCUUGA